UUAUUCACAGUAAGGCCACCGUAUUACGUUGUAGGUGACGUCACGAGCAAAAACAAGGAUCAUCACAACAUGGAUGUAAUAUAACCACAAGCGAUUGUUGAAAAGCUAGCUCGCAUUUGCGUAAGCUAAGCAGUCGUUGCUCUUGGAAUCUAUUAACAGACGUGUAAAUAGAUCAUCAACACGUUAGGCUCGACUAUGAUUUAUAGAAUUCGUAGGAGCGUACGGGUUGUUGACGGUUUGAUGCCGUUAACGUUAGUUAGCAUAACGUUACGAAUGCUACCGUUAAGCUAAAGAGUCAUAUUAGCUGGCUAGGUGACAUUUCGAAUCAACAUGAAGGCAUUUCGUAAAUAGAUCGUUGGGCAUCGUUAGUCCAGCUUUUUAACGUUUAUAAUUUUAUAAAUAUCAAUGAGUUAAUGUAUUACUCAUUAUCUUAAACACCCACAACAACAAGUGGAUGUAUACUUGGAUAGACUGCUCUGCGUUAAUGGUGUAGCUACAACCUUAACAGCCUGUGGUAGCAUCUUACAAGACUAACGUUAAAUAUAAAGUCCUCUAAAGACACCGACAGUCUAUCAUGUCGGACCUGGAUACCCUCAUUGUAACUUUCCAGACCCAGCUCUUGGACGUGAUGGAGACUGUGGUGAAGACAGCCAUGUACGAGGUCACCAGGUUAGUGGAGGACGGCUUGUUGGAGGAGGUGCAGCGCAGGAACCGGGAGGUGGAGUCCCUGAGGAUGCAGCUGCAAUGGGCUGAGAGGAAAUUAAGUGACCGAGGGAGGAAAGAAGGAGGGAAAACUGGGAGGUGUGUCCACUGUGCCAGGGAUGAUGUGGAACUGUCCAGUCACACUGCAAAAGAAAGGCCCAAAGAACUACAGGAUGACAUUUUGGGGGGCUGUGGUGUGAAAGAAGAGGGUGACUAUGUGGAAAGGUGGACAAUAAGCCGUACGCAGGAAGUCGUACCAGAGUCAACACGGGCAGCAGACAAUGCUGCAUCCACUCUCAGCCCUGAGAGGAAAUCACAGACAACAGAAGACGAGGUGUUGCCAGCGGAUGUGGAUGGGAAGGAAGAAAAAGUGAAUAAGCUGUCUUGUUCUUUUGUGCAUUGCAGCGGUCCCCUUGAGAGUGAAGCAGGACCUGAAUCCCGCAGUGCUACUGAGAAGACUGAGGCACAACCAAAACAGACUCAGGAGAACAGUGAAGAAUUGAGGGUUGUUAUUAAGCAAGACCCACAGAUCUCUGCUGCAUAUGUCUUUCCUGAAGACCAGGGGGAAACAUACAUGACUACGGAUCCAUCUUUAGAGGUGGACAGCGGUUGGCCUCUAAUGCAAACCGAACACGAGCGGUCAAACUCUGUCACAGCAGCCGACGACGUUCCGGCCACCCCGGGGAGAGAUCAGAUUCCAUCCUCAGCGUCGCCGAAGGCAAGACCGCCAAACAGUGACGCGUCGGGCGUGACUGUCAAGCAGGAGGUUAUCGUUGAUUCUGGUGGGUGUGUGGAAAGCGAGCCUCAAGAAAAGAAAGCGGCAAAGUCUGGGAUGCCGUCUUUCUCAUGUUCAGUAAAACAGCGCAGAGUGAGUUCAGAAGCACUCAGGCAGAACCACGUUUCCCACAAAGCCACCGCGCAGGAGGUUAUGAAGCUGCAUUCCAAAGUGGGCACAGGUGUCAGACUGCAGGCCGCCAUGCAGCACCUCCACAGGCCGAUGAAAAAGCCCGCUCACACACACUCGGACAGUAGCGCCACGGCAACGUCCAUAGCUCUCUCUCAGGCUGUAAACUUAAAUCCCCUCAACAGAACGCCCUCCACAUCUAAAACCACUCCUCCUCCCCUUCCUCCUCCUCCUCCUCCCCUUCCUCCUCCUCCUCCUCCUCCUCCACACUCAGCCCAGCGAGUUCAACAAGCCGCAGCACAUAACCGAACUUGCGCCCCAUGGGUCAGCAUCAAGACCCAUCAGUCUGCGAACUCCCAAACCGCCAACCCCUCACCCCAUUCGGUCUCGCACCCUCACGCCAGCCCCAGGCACCUCCUGCGCUGUGGCCAGUGCGGGAAGUGCUUCCCCCACCCGAGCAACCUGAAGGCUCACCUGCAGACUCACACAGGCGAGAGGCCUUUCUGCUGCUCGCUCUGUGGCCGCAGCUUCACCAAGCUGAGCAACCUCAAGGCCCACCGGCGAGUCCACACCGGAGAGAGACCGUACUGCUGCUCGGCGUGCGGCAAACGCUUCACCCAGAAAUGUAACCUGAAACGCCACCAGAGGAUCCAUCUGGAUGUAUGACGAUGGACAGCCAGUGAUUUAAAAGACGAGUUUGGUGUGUUUCGUUUCUUUUAAGGCUACAUUUACAUCGCUGCGUUUUGGUUUUGAAGCGGCUUUUUUGAGCCAAAAGCGAUCUCCGUGCACACAAGUGUUUUUAGCUCCAGUAGAAGAACUAAUCUCCGUUUUAAACUAACACGCCCAAACCGCAUAUCUCAUCAGCAUUCUGGUAUACUGGGCAUGCACCGUGCCAGGGUAAACGGGAAGCAGAAUGUAUACUCCGCCUGUUGCUGGCAGUUGCCAUGGUAACGUGUGUAGCUCAGUCUCAGAGAACGAGACGUCAUGACCCAAUCAGGCGGCGAAACAUUGGCGUCAGUGUUGGUGUUGCCAAAGGUCUCCCUUUGCGGCCGUUUGCGACUGCAACACAACAUCGGAGAUUCCAAACCAAAACGGGGUCCGAAGUGUUUUCAAAUGUCUCCAGUUUAGGGGCUCAGAAGCGCCAGAGCAGUGCAAACGCGAGGUGUAAAGGUAUCAAAGGAUAUUUGUUUUUAAACCGAGCCGUAGCAAUGUCAACGUAGCCUUGGAGAUGAAGAUGCUACGGUGUUUCCUUUGCGAUGUUUGAGAUUGCAAAAAAUGCUCCUUGUGUUCUCGUCUGUUGAAGUGAUUGUCCCAAGUCCUCGUGUGCAUCCCAGAAAGGUUCAUCUAGUAACGUGUUGUAGUGUUAUUGAAGGACGAAAAACGGCGUGUUGUGAAUAACGCACAGAGAUAGGUCAGUUGUCACUAUGUUAAUAAAUACUUAUUCUGUGAAUACAAAA
Molecule: messenger RNA, 3063 nt
Organism: Perca flavescens (yellow perch)
Lineage: Eukaryota; Metazoa; Chordata; Actinopteri; Perciformes; Percidae
Product: zinc finger protein 526
Exons: 4
Coding region: 575-2272 (565 amino acids)
Biological process (GO): regulation of transcription by RNA polymerase II
Cellular component (GO): nucleus
Molecular function (GO): DNA-binding transcription factor activity, RNA polymerase II-specific
Source: RefSeq, a predicted model, not a curated record